AGUUCAUAAUAAUAAUCUCACCAUCCAUGGGGUGUAGUUCAAUUAUUGCUCCGGCGACCAUUUUACUGGCGGUUAUGGUGGCCGCGGCCGCAUUGUGGCCUGCAGGGGCGGCGGCCGCCCGUGCCUUCUUCGUGUUCGGGGACUCGCUGGUUGACAACGGCAACAACAACUACUUGUUCACCUCCGCCCGGGCCGACUCCCCGCCGUAUGGCAUCGACUAUCCCACUCACCGCCCCACCGGCCGCUUCUCCAACGGCUACAACAUCCCUGAUCUUAUCAGCCAAGCAAUUGGUUCAGAGUCUACACUGGCCUACUUGGACCCAGAGCUGAGGGGCCAGAGGCUGCUGGUUGGCGCCAACUUCGCUUCUGCCGGAAUUGGAAUUCUCAACGAUACCGGCAUUCAAUUCGCAAACAUAAUAAGAAUCGCGCAACAGCUUCAACUGUUCGAGCAGUACCAGCAACGAGUCGGCAGCUUGAUCGGAAGCGCGCCGGCGGCGAUGCUUGUGAACCAGGCGCUUUUCCUCAUCACCCUCGGCGGUAACGACUUCGUUAACAACUACUUCGUGGUGCCCGUCAGCGCUCGACGGAUUCAAUUCUCCAUCCCCAAUUUCUCCCGAUAUCUCAUCUCCGAAUACCGCAAGAUCUUAAUGAGAUUAUACGAAAUGGGGGCUAGAAGAGUGUUGGUGACAGGAACCGGACCGCUAGGGUGUGUUCCUGCAGAAUUGGCCCAAAGGAGCAUAAACGGGCAGUGCGCACUAGAGCCUCAACAAGCCGCCGCUAUAUUUAACCCGCUCCUCAUUGAAAUGAUCGCCGAUCUCAACCAACAACUUGGCUCCGACAUUUUUGUCGCCGUCAAUGCCAUGCAAAUGCAAAACGACUUCAUCAACAACCCCCAAGCCUAUGGAUUUGUCACGUCGAAGAUAGCAUGUUGUGGACAAGGACCUUACAACGGAAUUGGACUGUGCACAGCGGCAUCAAAUUUGUGUGCAAACAGGGACGAGUAUGCGUUUUGGGACCCGUUUCAUCCGUCGGAACGGGCCAACCGAUUAGUAGUGCAAGCCAUUUUGACCGGAACCAAUAAGUACAUGAGUCCGAUGAAUUUAAGCACUAUUAUGGUCUUGGAUUCUAAGGAGUAAUCAACUAUGUUACUGGUUAUAUGAAAAUCCUUCAUUAAUUCUUGCUAUAUAUAUAUGUUGUGAUGGCUAUAUAAUUAUUCAGAUAGUGUGGCAGAAGUUCUGAUCGUUUCGAUAUAUAUUGUGUAAUAAUAUGUAUUAUGGAGAUGUAAUGAGUUAAAUGGAACAACUCUUUUAUGUUUAUUUGAUUUUGUAUUGUUAGGGAUU
This is a messenger RNA of Ipomoea nil (Japanese morning glory), 1340 nucleotides long. Its product is annotated as GDSL esterase/lipase At4g28780-like. Bases 27 to 1136 code for a protein of 369 amino acids. The transcript is spliced from 5 exons. NCBI's taxonomy places the organism in Eukaryota, Viridiplantae, Streptophyta, Magnoliopsida, Solanales, Convolvulaceae. The record is from RefSeq and is a predicted model, not a curated record. Gene Ontology annotation, molecular function: hydrolase activity, acting on ester bonds.